Xyrichtys novacula (pearly razorfish) is the source of this 1293-nucleotide messenger RNA. The record is from the annotation of a GenBank genome assembly. NCBI's taxonomy places the organism in Eukaryota, Metazoa, Chordata, Actinopteri, Labriformes, Labridae.
AUGUUUCCUUGGUCUGCUGUCUUCUCCUUGGAACCCAGAGUCCCAGGUCAGCGCAGCAGUGAAGAACUGGUCACCAACACUCUCAUGUUGGAGUUGGGGGCCAUGGUGAAACGCACCGAACGCAUCCGUCUGGAGCAGGCCGCAGAGGGUCGGCGCCGGCGUCGCAGCUCCUCCUCCACAGCUGAUUACAGCUGGCUUUGCAAUACCCCUAUGCCACAGCCCUACCAGCUGACACCCAAUGACCUGCUGGAACUGCAGGACCUCUGUGCCAAGAUUCCUCCUGCACAGUGUGGCCCUGUGAUUGUUAGGUGAGAGAGACUGCACGACAGAAAAUUAUAAAUGUAGAGAGUAUAGACAGAGAGUAUAGUAGCUGUAGCUGGAAUCUUAUAUAUAAAAGGACAAACACCAAGAACUCAAGCAGGAACAUGGUUUGUGAAUAAGGAACAGAGAGACCAGGGAGUUUAUCUUGUUGAAUCUGAAUUAUUUCUUUUAGAGUCUACAAACAGGAUAUCAGAAAAGGUGUAUAACCAGCCUGGCCAGGGAUAUGUUCAGAAUUUUUUGACCAGCAUGACCCAACUAGGGCCCUGAUGUAUGCAGAGAUGUUGGAAGUUUGAGUCUGUGCACACACAUAUACAGCAUUUAUUUACCUUUAAUGUUUUUGUCUCUGCUGAUCAUUCAUUCCUAUACUUACUCCCGAGUGUGAGCAUGUAAAUCUUCUGAGUUUAGUUCUGUAAGUAAUUAAAUAGGAGAUGUGUGCCCAAAGUAACUGUGUUAAGCACUACCUAAGGGAGUAGUAGAAGUGGUAGUAGUGUUGUUUAAUCUUGUUUCUUUUUGUUUGUCAUGACUGUGAUCACACUUUAAAUGUGGAUUUGAGUGUUAUAUAAUGCUGCUCCUCAUCAUCGGUCAUUUUCAAACUGCAGGUUCAGGAGGUUGGUGUCACAGACUGAGCCUGAUGUCCAUGAGGUUCCUCGGCUGUUUCGCUCAGUUUUACACAAGUGUGUGGAUGAGCUGAACAGAAACAAUGAAGCACAGAUGCAAGACACUUUCUUUGAAAAGCAACAGCGCAGCAAAAGCCUCUCUUUCAUUACUUUCCGCACCAAGUUCCGCACAGGGCAACUCUUCAGGGGUGGGGCCAUUAGAGGUUCCAGGGGGGAUCUGCAGCAGGCAGUGGGUUGGUUAGAUGGGGAGGAAGAUGGAGAGGGAGAGGAGGAGGCCAUCAAGGUUAGGACAAGGAGGGGGAGGAGUAGAAGCAUGCCAGAUAUCUGCCCUAUGGAGCAGAGUGCCCAGGGAUGA